This is a messenger RNA of Mixia osmundae IAM 14324, 3150 nucleotides long. RefSeq lists its product as uncharacterized. Bases 1 to 3150 code for a protein of 1049 amino acids. Lineage: Eukaryota; Fungi; Basidiomycota; Mixiomycetes; Mixiales; Mixiaceae. The transcript has 6 exons. Gene Ontology annotation, molecular function: protein binding. Gene Ontology annotation, cellular component: peroxisomal membrane; cytosol. Gene Ontology annotation, biological process: protein import into peroxisome matrix, docking. The record is from RefSeq and is a predicted model, not a curated record.
AUGAAGCAUCAGGAAGGGCAGAACUCGCUACAUGCUGACUUGCCUGGCUCGCAAGUGGGCCCGUCUCGAAGUUCCGGCUUUCGUCGGACAGCGAACGUCGCCGGUCCUCAAACUUACGAUCCUGAGCUCGAGCAACGCUUCUUCGGUGGUCAGAAUGCGUCCGGUUCCAGCUCGACUUCACCUGGGCCAGAGAUGAGCAGUAGAGCUCGUGCUGACUCGGCAUUCGCACUCGACCAGAUGAGGCGAGAAGUCGAAUCGAUGCAGUAUGCCCAACAUCAAAAUGGCUUCAGAGGAAGCUCCGCACCGGGCCAGCAAGAGCUUGCACGUAUGGAAGCUGCUUUUCGUCAGCAGGCCAGCAGAGAUCCCUCCGUCCAAGGAAAUGCGUGGAGACAAGCUUUUGAACAGCCUCUCGUAGAUGACCAGCUACCGGCCCAGAUCUACGAUAGCGGCGCCGUCUCUGACUUCGCCAUGUCUCAUCGUUCGAGCGGCCUGCAGUCACAACGCCUGGCCAGGAUGGGCGGGAUGGGUAUGAGCGCAGGCAUGGGUAUGGGACUAAUGGGCAUGGGAAGUCAUAUGGGCGUCCAAUCGUAUGGCUCAUCGGCAUUCGAAACUGCGCCUGCUGUCGCCAAGAAGCCAGAAGGCAAAGGCAAAGGGCGCUUCGUCGAGUUGGGCGAUGAUGAGUGGGAGGCACAGUUUGAGAGAGCUGCACCCGUCGUCGAGAAUUCUCAGCAGAAAGACGAGACUGUCGAUCUGACGCAGGGAGAACUGGAGCUUGACGGUGAUCAGGCCGAUGCAGACCUUUUGCGCAACCUGGAGCAGACUUGGAAGGGUCUCUCUUCAUCUCUCAAUGGCCAAUCUGCCAGCGACAAAGAGCUUGCAGCCUGGGAAGCUCAGUACGGUUCUCAAUUUGUCGAUUCGGAUCUCGAUCUUAAUUUGGCAUCAAGCUCAGAGGACCCGCGCCAUUACGAGCCUUUCAACCCUGCGCAGCUGGAAGAAUACAUCAAGAACCCACCGCCAUACCCGUACGAGAAAGAGGCAGAGAACAAGUACACGAAUCAUCCGGAUCCAUUUCAAGAGGGGCAGCGACUGCUUCAAUCUGGUGCACCACUGUCAGAAGCGGCCAUGGCGUUUGAGGCAGCAUGCAGGCUGGACGAACAGCGCGGCGAAGCAUGGAGAGCACUCGGCGAUACUCUUGCCGCUGAUGAACGAGAGCUGAAAGCUAUACGAGCCCUCGAAAGGGCAGUUGGAUGUCCAGGCGAAGGCGGCGAUGGGACUUGGAUGAGUCUCGCCAUAUCAUACGUAAAUGAGGGCCAAGAUCUACGAGCGUUAGCGACGCUCGAACGGUGGCUCAACGCUACAUACCCCGAUACUGUCAAGCGCUCCCCUCAAAAGCCAAGGGAUCCUACUAACCCUUGGGACGGACAAGAACGUAUGAUCGAUCUGUUCCUUGCCGCUGCGCGAUCUGGACCUACUGCUCGCACCGAUGCAAGUUCCAGGUCCGCCGAACCAGUUGAUGCUGACGUGCAAGUCGGCCUCGGUGUGCUAUUCUACUCCAAUUCUGAUUUUGUGCGAGCCAAAGACUGUUUCGAGGCGGCACUAUCGGUACGGCCAGAUGAUUUUCUACUCUGGAAUCGCCUCGGCGCCACGCUGGCUAACGGAGGAUCUCCCGAGCUUGCUAUAGACGCAUAUCGCAAGGCCCUCGAGUUAAGGCCCACAUUCACUCGCGCGAUCUACAACCUUGGCGUGUCCUGUCUGAAUAUCAACUGUUAUCAAGAAGCUGCUGAGCAUCUCCUGUCGGCUCUCGAUCUGCAUCGUCGCGAUGGCGAUUCCGCGGAGGGAAACCGACGCGGAAUAGAAGACGACGGCAGCUCAAAUCUCUGGAACACGCUCAGACGUGCUUUCCUCUGCAUGGAACGACAUGACCUCGCAGAUCGAGCCCUUCCCGGCGGUGAUGUUGACUCUUUCAGGAAAGACGAGCUCGAUAUGGACGACACAGAGCUAGCUCGAUGGCCGCCGGAGGUCGUACGAGCUCUCAUGUAUAGUAGUGGAAGCUUUCACGUUCCCAAAGAGCUGCUCUCCUGUCCUUUCGACGGCUGCAAAUAUGCUCAUCCUCACAAAUUCAGACAAGCCAGCGACACCAGGCGGCACCUGGCCUCAGCUACACAUGGCAUGAGCAUCUUCAGACCAACGAAGCGCUCCUUAUCCUUCACAGAGAUGUCCGCCAACGAGGUAAGGCGCAAUCCGCCUCCGGCCCUUCGAGUACGCCAUGCAGACUCUGCCAGUACGUCCUUGCCGCCCGAGAUGCGCUCCCCGGCGCAAUUCGACGGCCAAGCUGUCCUUUCCUCGACAAGCUCGAUGAUCAAUGAUCCGAAUCUGUCCGGUACCGGUGGCCUCACUACUCUUGCGACCGAGCCAAGCUUUCCGCAACAUGCGUAUCACUACGCUUUCCUACCUUCUACCAGGCCUUAUGCGUUUCAUGCCUCACCACUCGCUCGUUCGCUCGAGCGGGCAAGCCUCCAGUGGGACCCCGAAUUACGCCGACGUCACACCGCAGCCUUGACUCAGGCAGAAUCUAAUACAUGUCGGGGACAUGCCAUCAGCUUUCGACGCGAGCAGGCCUACGGUGCCACUGCACCGCUAUCAAUGCCUAUCCUGUCGCAGUACGGCACGCUUCUCGAUGGCAUCGCACGCGGGCUGUCGCCUACUCGGAAAAGACUCGUUAGUAUUUCCGACUAUGUUAGAGGAGGCACGACGACGACGUACUAUCCCGUCGAUCAAGUUGUCGCUGGCACGCAGGGUUUCGAAAGUGAAGGGGCCUGGUUGAAUACCGCGGUUGCAAGGGACGAGAUCGCCGGUCUCGUGUUGGCAGAUUCUCUGGCCGGUACACGGCCACAGAACUUUGCUUACUUCUGGCGCUUCAGGACCAACGUCAUCCCAGAGCCAUCCCUGCCAACUCUGGCUGUGCUAGCAACGCCCCAGUUUGCUUGCUAUCUCGCCUCACACUUACGUUCGUCGCAGGGCGAGAUCAUUGGGAAAGUCAGCGUGAUCUUACUCGAGGAUUCCCAAGACUGGCACGAAGCUUUGCUGCACGCUGCUGCGGCGCGCCUCGAGACGCUCAACGAAGCUGUAGCUAUGCUGUCAAUGUACUGA